Messenger RNA from Acromyrmex echinatior (Panamanian leafcutter ant), 1350 nucleotides. RefSeq lists its product as uncharacterized. NCBI's taxonomy places the organism in Eukaryota, Metazoa, Arthropoda, Insecta, Hymenoptera, Formicidae. The record is from RefSeq and is a predicted model, not a curated record.
AUGGAUGAUUGCUCGAUUUUCGAGGAGAAGAGAUCCCCAUUAGAUUGCACGUAUGACGGCGACAGUGAUAACGUGAUCACGAGCCGAUCUUCGACGAUCAAGAUUGAGACUCACACGUACAACCCGUUCGUCAACACAACGUUUGGGUACAACGACAAAAUAAGAAUACCCAUUCAGCAACAGGAUCUGUACACACUGCCGUACGAAAACUUUCUACAUGUUGAGGGAAAACUGACGAAGAACAAAGUGGUCCAGGGUGCUCAUGUGGCAUUGGGAAAUAAUUGCGUCGCAUUCAUAUUCGAUGAGAUUCGAUAUGAACUCAAUGGUGUGGAGAUUGACCGUAAUAGAAAUGUGGAUAUAACUAGCACGCUCAAAAACUAUGUAACAGUGUCAUCCGACAGAAGCGUGAUUCUACGGAAUGCCGGCUGGGAUGCGCAGACUACUGCAGCCGGAUAUUUUAAUUUCUGUGUACCGUUCUACGUACUGCUGGGAUUUUGCGAAGAUUACAAAUGCUUGGUGAUUAACGCUCGUCACGAAUUGAUUUUAAUACGAGCGCACAACGAUAAUUGUCUGACGGGAGAUACGGCGAUAGAGCCAACGCUCGAAUUAUUCAAAGAUCUGUACGAAUUUCCGCUCUUGCAGAGCACAACUAAGCAUUCGUGGACCAUCAUGACGGCUACUCAGCUCGAGAAGCCGCGCUACGUUAUUUUCGCUAUGCAAACAGGUCGCAAAAACAUCAUGUCUGAGGAUGUAAGUCGAUUCGACGAUUGCAAAUUAACCAAUGCGAAACUUUACCUGAAUUCGGAAUGUUAUCCGUACGAUGACUUAAAUUUGGAUUUUGAAAACAGAUGUGCGAUUCUGUACGACUUGUACGCGCGUUUCUGCAAGGGCUACUACGGAUACGAGUAUCUCGAGCCGACUCUCACUUUUACAACUUUUUUACGUAAUGGUCCAUUCGUGAUCAUCGAUUGCUCUCGACAGAACGAAUCAGUCAAGAGUGGCACCGUGGACGUGCGAUUAGACUUUGAAUGUAAAGAGGAUGUACCCGCAAAUACAACAGCCUCAUCAUACACGAUCGCAUCCAACAGGUUUUGCGCUUCUUGGUCUGCUUAUCAUCAUGGAUUGCGAUGGGAGGACGAGAUGGUCCCGUACAACGAGGCAAAACGUCUGAUUACAGCAGCUGUAUUUGAAGAUGAUGCUAUCGUGUACGUUAAGGGAUGCGAAAAACGAACGUGGCUGUGGAACUUGUUUUUGGACGAUGAGCGAAAACGCAUGUGCAUCGAGACCUUGGAUGUAGUUUACGAAGACAUGGAAUCUUUAACCAAGUUGGAUGUUGUUAAUACUAUGUGA